Molecule: messenger RNA, 789 nt
Organism: Equus quagga
Lineage: Eukaryota; Metazoa; Chordata; Mammalia; Perissodactyla; Equidae
Gene: FAM174C
Product: family with sequence similarity 174 member C
Exons: 3
Coding region: 9-701 (230 amino acids)
Cellular component (GO): extracellular region
Source: RefSeq, a predicted model, not a curated record
GGCGGGCCAUGGGGCCGCGCGUGCUGCCGCCGCCGCCGCUGCUGCUGCUGCUGUUGCUGCCGGCGAUUCUGCUGCCGGCGCUGCUGUGCGGGGCCCAGGAGACCACGCCCAGGUCGUCGCGCCCCGCGCACGCCACAUUCUCGCCGUCGCCCGCCGUGACGAACGGGAGCCAGCCGGGCGCGCCGCACAACGGCACGCACCCGCGCGCGCCGGCCGCGCCGGGCUCGCCGCUGCUGCGCUCCUUCUACGUGCUCACGGGCCUCAGCGGCCUGGUCGCGCUCUACUUCCUCAUCCGGGCGUUCAGGUUGAAGAAGCCGCAGCGGCGGAGGUAUGGCCUGCUGGCCAACACCGAGGAGUCCGCGGAGAUGGCCUCGCUGGACAGCGACGAGGAGACGGUGUUUGAAAGCAGGAAUCUGACAUGGUGGUGUUUCCAGCAGCCCUGGGGGAAGGACAAGACGCGGGGUCACCCCCAGUGCCUGGCGCAGUCACUGAGUCUUUUGUUGGCCUGGCUGCACCGCGACAGCUCGUGUGGGACCUGCCCAGCCUCCCUGAAGCCGCUUCAGCCCCCGCCUGCACAGGACCACCCAAGAUGGCCGGUAGAAGCCAGAGAGGCUCUGGCAGCCCCUCCCAGGACUCAGGCCGCCUGGCCGGACUGUGGCUUGUGCUGCUUGCUCUUUGCUGUGGGGACGUGGCUGGCCUGAACCGAGGCCUGGGGGGCGGCGGGGCUGAAGGCCUGUCUGGGAGCACCUUCCCCCUGGGCUGGGGACAAUAAAGGAGUGGUGGCUCUGU